GUAUAAGAUUUUUGAAUCAUUCUGAAUCUGAAUGGCACAACAAGGGCAGGGCACCAGGGACCCUGCCAUUUUGGAUGACAUUAUCAAUCGACUAUUGGAGUUACGACACGCCAAGCCUGGCAAACCAGUCCAGCUAGCGGAGGCUGAGAUUCGCCAGCUUUGCAAUGUUUCCAGAGACGUCCUCCUUCGACAGCCCAUUCUUCUUCAGCUCCAGGCACCUAUCAAAAUAUGUGGUGACAUCCAGGGACAAUAUUCUGACCUAUUGAGGAUAUUUGAGCAUGGGGGCUUUCCUCCGGAUUCUAAUUAUUUAUUCCUAGGAGAUUAUGUGGAUCGUGGGAAGCAGAGUUUGGAAACAAUUUGUCUAUUGUCUGCCUACAAGAUUAAAUUCCCAGAUAACUUUUUUAUUCUAAGAGGCAAUCAUGAGUGUGCUACAAUCAGUCGUAUAUACGGAUUCUAUGAUGAAUGUAAGCGCCGUUUUAAUGUGAAACUAUGGAAAACUUUCAUUGAUUGCUUUAACUGUCUUCCUGUUGCUGCGGUCAUAGAUGAGAAAAUUUUCUGCAUGCAUGGGGGUAUAUCUCCUGAGCUGGCAAGUUUAGAUCAAAGUCAAAGCCUACCUCGGCCUACUGAGAUUCCAGAAUCUGGAUUGCUCUGUGAUUUGCUUUGGGCGGACCCUGGAAAAACUAUAAAAGGCUGGGCAAUGAAUGAACGCGGAGUCUCCCACACCUUUGGUGCAGACAAGGUGUCUGAAUUCUUAAUGAAGAAUGACAUGGAUCUCAUCUGCCGUGCUCAUCAGGUUGUUGAGGAUGGAUAUGAAUUUUUUGCUGACAGACAGCUUGUCACCAUAUUCUCUGCACCCAAUUAUUGUGGCGAAUUUGAUAAUGCCGGUGCUAUGAUGAUUGUUGAUGAAAACUUAAUAUGCUCUUUCCAAAUCUUUAAACCCGCAGAUAAAAUAUUUGGAUUCUUUUGACGCAGUGAUGAUGGAUGG
Messenger RNA from Neltuma alba, 985 nucleotides. RefSeq names its product serine/threonine-protein phosphatase PP1-like. The record is from RefSeq and is a predicted model, not a curated record. Gene Ontology annotation, molecular function: protein serine/threonine phosphatase activity. Bases 32 to 967 code for a protein of 311 amino acids. Lineage: Eukaryota; Viridiplantae; Streptophyta; Magnoliopsida; Fabales; Fabaceae. Gene Ontology annotation, cellular component: nucleus; cytoplasm. The transcript is spliced from 3 exons.